AUGGCGACGACGGAUAUCUCUGACUUGUGUGCAAACCUAACUCUCGCUGAUGUGGAUGAUGAGGAUGGGUCCAUGCAGAUUCCUGAUGUCCCGGUGGAUCAUGCGGCUGGGGAUGGGGGAUACUAUGCAAUGUGUCGAGUAGUCACCAAUAAGCAGAUCCGUUUUCAGUUCUUUCAAGACACUAUGGCACUUGUUUGGCAGCCGGCAAUGGGUCUCACAAUGCGACAACUACAACCUCAAAGAUUUCUGAUACGGUUUUAUCACGACGCUGAUAUCUCCCGUGUGUUGGCUGAGGGACCAUGGACGUACGAGCAGUGUUUAUUAAUCAUGCAGAGGCUGCAACCUGGGGAGGACCCGGAGAAUGUUGUACUCCAAUUUGCUGAGUUUUGGGUACAAAUUCAUUCUUUGCCUACUGGGUUUCGGUCUGAGAUAGUUGUAUCUGCUAUAGGAAUGUUCCUAGGCAAUCUGGUAUGUGUGGAUGAGCGGAAUUUUGAUGGGGGGAUGCGAAUGUUUUAUCGUAUCCGGGUUGCAAUCGAUGUUAGUAAACCGUUGAAGAAACAGAUGAAGUUGAAGAAGGGGAAUGCUACCUGGGCGUUUAUCGAUUUCCGGCCACGGGGAUAG
Messenger RNA from Ipomoea triloba (trilobed morning glory), 621 nucleotides. RefSeq lists its product as uncharacterized. Bases 1 to 621 code for a protein of 206 amino acids. Lineage: Eukaryota; Viridiplantae; Streptophyta; Magnoliopsida; Solanales; Convolvulaceae. The transcript has 2 exons. The record is from RefSeq and is a predicted model, not a curated record.